AUGCUGCCUAAGAUCAUAUUUUGCACUGCAGUCUCUUUAGCUACACUAGCAGUCAUUCUCUUAGCUUUAUUCUCACCAGUAGUCCAUAAAAAUCCAGACAAGAACUCCACAAGACCUUGGCUAGCUCUGUCCCUGUACAUUCAGCAACCACAGGUUGCUAACCCUAAUAUGCGUCAGGUGAAGCCGUCGGGUUCUGGAGCCUUCGUAUUUCAUCGAACCCUAACAGAGGGACCUGAGAACACUUCUCGAGUGGUCGGAAAAGCUCAAGGCUUCAUAAUUCCAAUUGAACAUUUCGCGCAUUCGGCAUUCAAUAUAAUUUAUCUUACCUUUAAUACGCAUGAGUAUUCGGGUACCCUUAGUGUCCACGCAAAAAAUGUUGCCCACAAGGAGAAGGAAGAACUCACCGUGGUCGGUGGCACAGGCUCCUUCGCUUUUGCUCGCGGGCUAGCUGUUUUUGCACAAACAGGCCGAGACGCCUCAGAUUUGGAAGCAAUGUAUCACAUAAAGUUGCACCUCAAGUUCUCUGAUAGAUCUCAAACUGUACCAAGAUCAUGA
This is a messenger RNA of Cornus florida, 555 nucleotides long. Its product is annotated as pterocarpan synthase 1. The transcript has a single exon. Lineage: Eukaryota; Viridiplantae; Streptophyta; Magnoliopsida; Cornales; Cornaceae. The record is from RefSeq and is a predicted model, not a curated record. Bases 1 to 555 code for a protein of 184 amino acids.